Molecule: messenger RNA, 5538 nt
Organism: Nycticebus coucang (slow loris)
Lineage: Eukaryota; Metazoa; Chordata; Mammalia; Primates; Lorisidae
Gene: JAG2
Product: jagged canonical Notch ligand 2
Exons: 26
Coding region: 520-4665 (1381 amino acids)
Biological process (GO): establishment or maintenance of epithelial cell apical/basal polarity; multicellular organism development; heterophilic cell-cell adhesion
Cellular component (GO): plasma membrane; protein-containing complex
Molecular function (GO): calcium ion binding; Notch binding
Source: RefSeq, a predicted model, not a curated record
GCACUGGAGGGGAGCAGCGCCCCCUGCAGCCGCGUGGAGGCGACAGGAGCGUCGCAGACCGGGGAAGAGUCCCUGAAGAAUGGGGGACGUCGUAGGGGGGCUGAGUCCCGCUUGAGUGUCAUCACUGCGUCCUCCCCGCAUAGGGGCCGAGUCCUGAUUUGUGUCGGAGGCCGCAUUGCCUCACGGACAUCGAGAGCGUGGCGGCGGCGCACUGAUGGGAGGGGACCAUAGCGGUGACCUCGGGGGCGCCCCAACCCCCUGGGCUCCUGACACCCGGCGGGAACUCGGGUGGAGAAAGGGAGGCCGCUAAGCCGCACCGGCCCCCGCCUCACUGGUGUCGAGCGAAGGUGUUAAGGGAGCCCUGCGCCCUAGCCGCCCUGCGAGGCACCGGCCGGGUCCGGACGCUGGCAGGCAGCGCCCUCCGCCGCCUUUAAAGCCGGGGGCACCCCUGGCCCCCCCCAGCCCCACCCCGCGGCGCGGUCCCGCCCCCUCAUGCAUAUGCAGGUGCGCGGGUGACGAAUGGGCGAGCGAGCUGUCAGUCUCGUCCCGAACUUGUUGGCUGCGGUGCUGGGAACGCCGGCGCGCAGAGCUGAGGCCGGGACCCGCCGCCGCCGCUGCCGCCGCCGCCGCCACCGCUGCCGGGUGGGAGCCAGGCCCGGCCGCCGGAGAGCGGCCGCCAGCCAGCCGGAGCCGCCGCCGCCCCUGCACACUCGCCACCCAGGUCCGCGCGCCGCGCCGCGGCGCUGCGCUCGACCCCGCCCGCGCCGCCGCCGCCUCCUCUGCCACUGCCGCUGCUGGCGUUCAGAGGGCCGGCAGGCGGGCGCUGGGAGGCCGGCGCGGCGACCCGGAGCCGGGCGCGGGCGGCGGCGGCGGCGGCGGCAGCGGCAGCGGCGGCGGGGCCGGGCGGGCGGGGUCGGGGCAGCGAUGCAGGCACGGGGCUGGGGUCUCCAGUCCGGGCGGCUGUUGCUGCUACUGGCGCUCUGGGUCCAGGCGGCGCAGCCCAUGGGCUAUUUCGAGCUGCAGCUGAGCGCGCUGCGGAACGUGAACGGGGAGCUGCUGAGCGGCGCCUGCUGUGACGGCGACGGCCGGACGACGCGCGCGGGGGGCUGCGGCCACGACGAGUGCGACACGUACGUGCGCGUGUGCCUUAAGGAGUACCAGGCCAAGGUGACGCCCACGGGGCCCUGCAGCUACGGCCACGGCGCCACGCCCGUGCUGGGCGGCAACUCCUUCUACCUGCCGCCGGCGGGCGCUGCGGGGGAUCGAGCGCGGGCGCGGGCCCGGGCUAGCGGCGACCAGGACCCGGGCCUCGUCAUCAUCCCCUUUCAAUUCGCCUGGCCGCGCUCCUUCACCCUUAUUGUGGAGGCCUGGGACUGGGACAACGACACCACCCCAAAUGAGGAGCUGCUGAUUGAGCGGGUGUCACAUGCGGGCAUGAUCAACCCUGAGGACCGCUGGAAAAGCCUGCACUUCAGCGGCCACGUGGCACACCUGGAGUUGCAGAUCCGCGUGCGCUGUGAUGAGAACUACUACAGCGCCACCUGCAACAAGUUCUGCCGGCCCCGGAAUGACUUUUUUGGCCACUACACCUGUGACCAGUAUGGCAACAAGGCUUGCAUGGAUGGCUGGAUGGGCGUGGAGUGCAAGGAAGCUGUGUGCAAACAAGGAUGUAACCUGCUCCAUGGGGGAUGCAGUGUGCCCGGGGAGUGCAAGUGCAGCUAUGGCUGGCAGGGGAGGUUCUGUGACGAGUGUGUCCCAUACCCCGGCUGCGUGCAUGGCAGCUGUGUGGAGCCCUGGCAGUGCAACUGUGAGACCAAUUGGGGUGGCCUGCUGUGCGACAAAGACCUGAACUACUGUGGCAGCCACCACCCUUGCACCAACGGGGGCACGUGCAUCAAUGCUGAGCCUGACCAGUACCACUGUGCCUGCCCGGAUGGCUACUCGGGCAAGAACUGUGAGCGGGCCGAGCACGCCUGUGCCUCUAACCCAUGUGCCAACGGGGGCUCUUGCCAUGAGGUGCCGUCCGGGUUUGAAUGCCACUGCCCAUCUGGCUGGAGUGGGCCCACCUGUGCACUUGAUAUUGACGAGUGUGCCUCGAACCCCUGUGCGGCUGGUGGCACCUGCGUGGACCAGGUGGAUGGCUUUGAAUGUAUCUGCCCGGAGCAGUGGGUGGGGGCCACCUGCCAGCUGGACGCCAAUGAGUGUGAAGGGAGGCCGUGCCUUAACGCUUUUUCUUGCAAAAACCUGAUUGGCGGCUAUUACUGUGAUUGCCUCCCGGGCUGGAAGGGCGCCAACUGCCACAUCAACAUCAACGACUGUCAUGGGCAGUGUCAGCACGGUGGCACCUGUAAGGACCUGGUGAAUGGGUACCAGUGUGUGUGCUCGCGAGGCUUCGGAGGCCGACACUGCGAGUGGGAGCUAGAUGAGUGUGCCAGCAGCCCCUGCCGCAGUGGCGGCCUCUGUGAGGACCUGGCCGGCGGCUUCCGCUGUCACUGUCCCAAGGGCUUCUCUGGACGGCUCUGUGAGGUUGAUGUGGACUUGUGUGAACCAAGCCCCUGCCGGAACGGCGCGCGCUGCUACACCCUGGAGGGUGACUACUAUUGCGCCUGCCCGGACGGCUUUGGCGGCAAGAACUGCUCCGUGCCCAGGAAGCCGUGUCCAGGCGGGGCCUGCAGAGUGAUUGAUGGCUGCGGGUCCGAGGCAGGGCCCAGGGUGCCGGGCAUGUCGCCCUCCGGAGUGUGUGGCCCCCAUGGGCGCUGCAUCAGCCAGCCCGGGGGCAACUUCUCCUGCGUCUGUGACAGCGGCUUCACCGGCACCUACUGUCACGAGAACAUCGACGACUGUCUGGGCCAGCCCUGCCACAACGGGGGCACGUGCAUCGACGGUGUGGGCGCCUUCCGCUGCUUCUGCCCCAGUGGCUGGGAGGGCGAGCUCUGCGACACCAAUCCCAACGACUGCCUUCCUGAUCCCUGCCACAGCCGCGGCCGCUGCUACGACCUGGUCAAUGACUUCUACUGUGCGUGUGACGAUGGCUGGAAGGGCAAGACAUGCCACUCACGCGAGUUCCAGUGUGAUGCCUACACCUGCAGCAACGGUGGCACCUGCUAUGACAGUGGUGACACCUUCCGCUGCGCCUGCCCCCCAGGCUGGAAGGGCAGCACCUGCACCGUGGCCAAGAAUAGCAGCUGCCUGCCCAACCCUUGCGUGAACGGGGGUACCUGCGUGGGCAGCGGGGACUCCUUCUCCUGCAUCUGCCGGGAUGGCUGGGAGGGCCGCACCUGCACACACAACACCAACGACUGCAACCCUCUGCCUUGCUACAAUGGUGGCAUCUGUGUUGACGGUGUCAACUGGUUCCGUUGUGAGUGUGCGCCUGGCUUCGCGGGUCCAGACUGCCGCAUCAACAUUGAUGAGUGCCAGUCCUCGCCUUGCGCCUAUGGGGCCACAUGUGUGGACGAGAUCAAUGGCUAUCGCUGCAGCUGCCCACCGGGCCGGGCUGGCCCUCGGUGCCAGGAAGUGAUUGGGUUCGGAAGGUCCUGCUGGUCCCGGGGUGCCCCGUUCCCGCAUGGGAGCUCGUGGGUAGAAGACUGCAACAGCUGCCGCUGCCUGGACGGCCGCAGGGACUGCAGCAAGGUGUGGUGUGGAUGGGAGCCCUGCCUUCUGACCGGCCAGCCUGAUGCCCUGAGUGCCCAGUGCCCACCGGGGCAGAGGUGCCAGGAGAAGACCCAAGGCCAGUGUCUGCAGCCGCCCUGUGAGGCCUGGGGGGAGUGUGGCCCUGAGGAGCCUCUUCCGCCCAACACACCCUGCCUGCCGCACUCUGGCCACCUGGACAACAACUGUGCCCGCCUCACGCUGCACUUCAACCGAGACCAAGUGCCUCAGGGCACCACCGUGGGCGCCAUCUGCUCUAGGAUCCGCUCCCUGCCAGCUACAAGGGCCGUGGCCCGGGACCGCCUACUUGUGCUGCUCUGUGACCGUGCGUCCUCAGGAGUCAGCGCUGUGGAGGUGGCUGUGUCCUUCAGCCCGGUGCCAGACCUGCUCGACAGCAGCCUAAUCCAGGAUGCGGCCCACGCCAUUGUGGCUGCCAUCACCCAGCGGGGAAACAGCUCGCUACUCUUGGCAGUCACUGAGGUCAAGGUGGAGACGGUUGUCCUGGGCAGCUCCUCCUCAGGUCUGCUGGUGCCCGUGCUGUGUGGCACCUUCAGCGUUCUGUGGCUGACAUGCGUGGCCAUCUGCGUGUGGUGGACCCGCAAGCGCAGGAAAGCACGAGAGCGGAGCCGGCUGCCACGGGAGGAGAGCGCCAACAACCAGUGGGCCCCGCUCAACCCCAUCCGCAACCCCAUUGAGCGGCCGGGGGGCCCGGGCAGUGCUGGGGGCCACAAGGAUGUGCUCUACCAGUGCAAGGACUUCACGCCUCCUCUUCGCAGGGCAGAUGAGGUCCUCCCCGGGCCAGCGGGCCACCCAGGCAGCAGGGGGGACGAGGAGGAUGAGGAUAUAGGGCGCAGCGAGGGGGACUCCCUAGAGGCAGAGAAGUUCCUCCCGCACAAAUUCACCAAAGACCCUGGUCACUCGCCAGGGAGGCCAGUGCACUGGGCCUCAGGCCCCAAAGUGGACAACCGAGCUGUCAGGAGCGUCCAUGACACGUGCUACGCCAGCAAGGAAUAGGACCCAGGAGCCCUCGCUGAGCACCACACACCUGCUGGACCUGGAGGCCACGGCCGUGUGCAUAGUUUCUUUAUUUUGUGUAAAAAACACCAAAAACAAAAAAAUGUUUAUUUUCUACGUUUCUUUAACCUUGUAUAAAUUAUUCAGUAACUGUCAGGCGGAAAACAAAGGAGUAUUCUCGGAUAGUCGCUAUUUUUGUAAAGUUUUCGUGCAUCGCACUUAUGUGGCAGGAAAGAGCAAAGGGUGUCUGUGUUUUCACCAAAUUGUAUAAUGUUUGUUACCAGAGGUCGUGCACUGUUUACAGAAUCUUCCUUUUUAUUCCUCACUUGGGUUUCUCUAUGGCUCCAGGCCAAAGAGCCGGUGAGACCCGUGGCUGAUGGCGUGGCCUGAGGCUGUCAGUGGGACCCGUGGCUGUAGGUGGGACCUGAGGUGGCUGGCGUGACCCUGGUUACUGAUGUGGCUGUGGUCGCUGGCAUGGGCCAUGGCUGUUGGCAGCUUCUGUGCUUGUCAGUGGGGCUUGAGGUCUUUGGCAUGGCCUGAGCAUCGCUCUCGCUGGCCAGUCCCGUGCCGCCUACUGUCCUUGCUCCCGCCCAGAGUGCCCGCUCCCAAGAUCUGUCCACUGUGCUUUCAGAAGUGCCCUUCCCGACUGCGUGGUUCUCCCCUCCCGGGACGGCAGCAGUAUUGAAGCUCGUGACAAGUGCCUUCACUCAGACUCUCCCCGCAACUGUCAGCACUCACUGUGGGCACCAGUGCUGCCCACCUGCGGGUCCCGGCCACCCUCCUCGUGAAAGUGCAUUUUUAUAAAUAUGUACAUAUUAAAUGAAUCACUCUGUAUAUUUGAUUUAAUAACUUAAACGUUUUUGGCCUCCCUUG